AGGGAGUACGGCAGCGUGUUCUGCUAUCGCCUGAUCGGGAUCAGCUACAGGCUGGUGAUCACCGACGUCGAAUCUCUCAAGCGCGUUCUCAUCUCCAACCCCCGCGACUUUCACAAGCCUCAGACUGAGAUCCGGCUACUGCGCAAGAUCGUCGGGAAUGGUCUGCUGACAGUGGAUGGCGAUGACCAUGUGAGGCAUCGGAAGAUCAUCAGCGAGGCGUUCCACUUCGACGCUCUCAAGAACUUGUAUCCCAUCUUCACCUCCUCGACGGAGCGCAUCAUCCGCAGGUGGAAGCGGCAGGUGUCGUUGCAGAGCAACAAGGUGCACGAGAUCGAUCUCAAGUCCGAGAUGUCCUGCCUCACUCUGGACAUCAUCGGGCUGGCGGCCUUCGGCUAUGACUUCAAUGCUAUCGAGGGAAACAACUCGGAGCUCCGGCAGGCUUAUCUUGAGUUGACCCCGACGGCUGGGAGCUCGCUGUGGAUGUUCUUCUGCAGGACUUACCCUCUCCUGUACAUGCUCGACCUCCCCAGCUACUACCGGGAGCGACAAGCUGAGAAAGUCCUUCGGUCCACCGUCAAGAAGAUCGUGAGGGAGCGGAUGGCUCAAGGGGGUAACUGCAAGGACCUUCUGGGGCUGCUGAUCGAUGCUACGGACAACCAGGACCCAGACAGGAGGCUGUCGGAGGAGGAACUGAUCUUUAACGUGCAGACCUUCAUGGUUGCUGGGCACGAGACGACUGGCAACGCGCUCUCCUGGGCGAUCUACCUCUUGGCGGGCCACCGGGAGAAUCAGGAGAAGCUCCGUGCGGAGCUGUCGGGCAAGCUGCAAGGGCGGUGCCCGGCUGUGCAUGAGCUCAGCGACAAGCACCUCCCCUACCUCUUUGCGGUCAUGAAAGAGGUCCUCCGACUCUACCCCCCUGCCCCCAUCACCUUCCGAACGACCACCAAAGACGAGGUGAUCCAAGGCAAUCAAGUUGACAAGGGUACGAUCAUGGUAGUCUCCCCAUUCCUCCUAGGACGCUCCUUGGAGCUUUGGGAUCGUCCGGAUGACUUCUGGCCAGAGCGAUGGCUCCAGGCGUCUCCCACCAAGGACGACAAGCACCCCUUCUCUUGGAUUCCCUUCCUGGCAGGAGCUCGGCAGUGCAUUGGGAGGAACUUCGCAGAGAAAGAGUUCAUGGCUGUGCUGGCGCUGCUGGUGCAGAACUUUCGC
Guillardia theta CCMP2712 is the source of this 1209-nucleotide messenger RNA. RefSeq lists its product as hypothetical. The transcript has a single exon. NCBI's taxonomy places the organism in Eukaryota, Cryptophyceae, Pyrenomonadales, Geminigeraceae. Gene Ontology annotation, molecular function: oxidoreductase activity, acting on paired donors, with incorporation or reduction of molecular oxygen; iron ion binding; heme binding. The record is from RefSeq and is a predicted model, not a curated record. The annotation marks the transcript as partial.